AUGGCAGAGUCGCUGCUUCUCCCACUAGUGCGCGGCGUGGCCGGCAAGGCCGCAGAUGCACUUGUAGAGACCAUUACCCACAUGUGUGGCCUCGACGAUGACCACCGAACGCUGGAGCGCCAUCUGCUAGCCGUCGAGUGCAAGCUUGCUAACGCCGAGGAGAGGAGCGAGACAAACGACUAUGUCAAGAGCUGGAUGAAGGAGCUCAAGUCUGUCGCCUACGAGGCCGACGACGUGCUCGAUGACUUCCAGUAUGAGGCACUGCGCUGUCGGUCUAAGAUUGGCAAGUCCACUAUCCGCAAGGUACUCGGCUACAUCAAGCACCACAGCCCGCUACUCUUCUGUUUUGAAAUGAGAAAGAAACUCAAGAACGUACCCGAGAAGAUCAAUAAAUUGGUUGAGGAGAUGAACAAGUAUGGACUGGAGAAUUCUGUACAUAGGGAGGAGCAGCGACAUUCUUGGCGGCAGACACACUCAAAACUGGACGACUCUACCAAAAUCUUUGGAAGAGAUGAUGAUAAGGAAGUGGUGGCGAACUUGCUGCUGGACCAGCAAGAUCAGUUGAAGGUGCAGGUCCUGCCCAUCUUUGGGAUGGGAGGUCUUGGCAAGACAACUCUUGCUAAGAUGUUGUAUAAUGACCAAGGGGUCCAGCAGCAUUUCCAGUUGAAGAUGUGGCACUGCGUGUCGGACAACUUUGAUGCCAUUGCUAUUGUCAAAUCCAUCAUUGAGUUGGCUACAAAUGGAAGUUGUGACCUGCCUGGCAGCAUUGAACUAUUGCAAAAGCGACUUGAACAAGUCAUUGGCCAAAAAAGGUUUAUGCUCGUGCUUGAUGAUGUGUGGAAUGAAGAUGAGAGGAAGUGGGAGGAUGUCCUGAAGCCUCUUUUGUGUUCUAUUGGAGGACCAGGAAGCGUAAUAGUUGUCACAACUCAAAGCCAGAAAGUGGCCGCUAUAAUGCAGACCCUUCAACCCCACAAGCUAGCAUGUCUGAGUGAACGAGAUUCAUGGGAAUUAUUUGCAAAGAAAGCAUAUGGCAACGGUGUAGAGCAGGAGCAAGCAGAGUUGGUCGGCAUUGGCAAACGUACUGUCAACAAAUGCAGGGGGCUGCCUCUUGCUCUCAAGACAAUGGGUGGAUUGCCAAGUUCAUAUCAACAAGUACAAGAAUGGAAGGCCAUCGAAGAAAGUAAUAUUAGGGAUAAUGAUAGAGGGAAAGAUGAGAUCAUUUCCAUCCUAAAGUUGAGCUAUACCCACCUAUCAUCUGAAAUGGAGCAAUGUUUUGCAUUCUUAGCAGUUUUUCCCAAGGACUAUAAGAUGGACAGGAACAUGUUGAUCCAGCUAUGGAUGGCAAAUGGUUUUAUUCAAGAGAAGGAACAAUGGAUUUAA
Molecule: messenger RNA, 1380 nt
Organism: Triticum turgidum subsp. durum (durum wheat)
Lineage: Eukaryota; Viridiplantae; Streptophyta; Magnoliopsida; Poales; Poaceae
Source: the annotation of a GenBank genome assembly